AUGGCACUUACAAAACGACAGAUGGCGGCUAUCCGUAAACAGUGCGGGAAGACUUGUGAAUUUGUACAUGCAGAAGCCCCUCUUGUUCUACGACCUGCCGACCUGCCCCAGAAUCUCGCGCAACUCGGGGCUGCAGAAGCGCAUGCGUUGGACAGCAGUAACGAGGCAUCCAUAGAUCAUCCAGAAACUCAUCCGGAGCUCAUUGCCCGUGGAUGGUGGCUUCGAGGGGAUGAGGAAACCAUGAUCAAAUGCGCGAAGUCCUUACUGGACAUUGUCAAUCUCCAAAUGGAAGAGAACGGUGUUCCAUUUGAUGGAGUCUUUGGCUUUAGUCAAGGUGCUUGCGCCGCGGCGUUGCUUGCGGCAAUGCUGGAGCACCCUGAGGCCGUCUCCGACCUGCUGAAACCGUCGGGAUCCGACGUCGAGAUCGCCGGAUUUCGGCCGAGAAGCGACAGGAUUGAUGCGUUUUUUGAUGGCGUCGCAAGACCAGGGAUUCAGACCCCGAGCCUGCACGUCCUGGGGGUGAACGACCUUAUUGUUGGACUCGAACGCUCAAUGACGCUUGUGGACGUGUGUACCAACGCUAGGGUUGAAAAGCACGAGGGAGGGGAUCCCAGUAUUGACGAGUACAUCCAACAUCCAUUUCUACGGCAAAUUGCCACCUUUUUCAUUGGGUUGCUCUUUGCCUCCUCAACCUAUUACCUCGUCCAUUCUCCAACAUCGUCGUCUAUUUUUCAUUAUAUUAUUGGUCGCGGUUCUCUGAAGCACUCGUCCGCAUCGUUGAACUCGUCAGUCACUGGCGAAUCGGACCCACUAGCGCUCGUCUUUCUCCUCAAUCUCGUCGCCCUUACGACAUCUGCGACUCAGUUCGCCUCUCUCCUCGCAUUCGAUAGCAUUUCUGGUCAAGUUGGAUGCACUUUCGUCGUCGCUUGGGGCCAGCUCGGUUCGCAAACGAUCCGCCUCCUCGGGCUUUUCAAGCUUUCUUUUUCUCUUCAUAAACCUGGUCUCAAGCGACGUUCAACGCUCUCGAGGCAGGGUGAUCUUGAGCUCGGUGUGCUCGGGCGGGAGCACGAUGCACGUGAGGGAGUGGAGCAUAUACGGCCUCCACGCAUCCGGAAGAUUCCAACUACAACCACAGCGGCCGCGGGACCGGCGAACGCUUCAGCCGUAGAAGGUAGACGUGUUGUCCGAUCACAACUAGACAAAUCAAGUGUCGCGUCCAAGUGCGAAAGAUAUACCAUUUGGCUCGCCCUUCUCCUUCUCGCGGUGGUCAUGUUCCUCACAACAGCCGUCAGCACCGGUGUCCUACGUCCGAUCAUGGGCCUCAACGAGAGAUUGGCUUGGUGCUAUACACGACAGUUCCUCCUUGGUAAUUCUACCAUGAGUGGGAUGAACCUUCUACUCGAGCUGUAUUGCCUGAUCCGACUCCUCCUGUCUAUUCGCAGUCGCGCACGCGUAGAUCCCAUUACCGCGUUCGACGAAGGCCUACACGCUCCUUUGACACAAUUUCUCAAGCGACCAUCAAUCCUGAACCUUCAGCGGGCCUUUUCCCUUUUGAUUCUGGAUGCAGUCACCAUCUAUCCAAGCAUCUUCUCCGACACGAGUAUUCACGUCCUCUUACAAUAUGUCCCGUUCAGUGCCGCGACAAUUCUCGUUCUCUAUACAUUCAACCAGAAACCUGGUUUUUGGCUCACGAACCUCGCGACCUCCGAAAGAGAAGACGGCGGCGGUUCGAGGCUGAGUGCCCCAAUCUCAACAGGGGGCGAACCUUCCUCAAACACAAGACCAAAAUCGACUGUUGCGAUAGUUCCCGAUCAUACACGCACUUUACAGUACGCUGGCCGUCGUACUGAACCGCCGGCGGCUCGUGCUCGUGAGCACUCGGGCGCAAUCCUACCUCCCGAUAUGGGCCGUCAACCCUCAACCAAUAGACAAUUAGGCGUUCCGAAUGUGAAGGAAUUGGGCGAGAUGGGCACAAUCGGAUUGCCGAGAGAUACUCUCGUUGCCACAGGCUCAAGUGGGUUAGGAGGCGCGGAAUUUAUCCUUCCCUCAUCUAUCCGGAUCCCAACGCCAGAUUUUAGUCCAUUCCUUCAUAUGGGAUCGUCCUCGACGUCUUCUAGAUCAUCCGUCUCAUCUCUUCAUCUACGAGAUGGAAGCGUUGGUGGGAGGAGCGUUGGGAAGAGCCUCCUCGAUCCAAUGCAAGACACAUCAUCUUCAACGAACCUGGCAAGCUUGAAAAGACGGAGACAAAGAACUCCAAGACUGGAAGUUGGUCAGGUCAAUGUCGACAGCGUACUGUAUGCUCGCCAGCAGCACCUGCGAGAUGAAAGGAAGCAACUUGAGCACGAGGGAUCUGACGAUGGCAUGGAGAUUAUGGUCAUCGACGAGUAUCCACGUCUCCCCUCUGCACCAAAGAAGGCUACGCGAAGAACGCGCUCAACAUCAUCAUCCUUGAGGCGCCGUACAUACCAAGAGACUUCGAAAAUCGCCGAUUCUGUGGCCAUCGUUGACGAAAGUCAGUCGGAACGCCGACGGGCUCGCGCGCAGAGGCGGGCAGCGACAAUAUAUGAAGACCCCCCUCAGCUUUUUGGGCGCAAAGAUGACAAAGUCGAAGACAUUUCCCGUGCCAUCAUGCAACGAAGUCUGACUUGGGCUGGACCGAGACAUGUCGCGAGCUUGGGUCGAAUCGCUCACAGAGACUCACGCCUUGAGCGGUCCGGGUCAGCGACGGGGACAACAUCUAGUCGAAUGUCUCCAGGCGUACCUUUACGCAUGUCCUCAACGGACGAAAUAGCGAGCACGGGUACAAGUGUUCGUGAGGCAGUUGUGCUGACAGCGCGCCGAGGCAGAGUAGUGGGUGCAGAUUCACAGUUGGUUCGCCUAGCCGAGGAAACUACGGUACGCCAAUCCCCGGAAGAGCGAGCCUCCGAAGCUGUUUCUUCUGUCAGCAUUGCGCGGACACCCAGUCGCUCCAAGCUGCAGAAGCCAGCUUCCAUAUCGCGAUCGACUACUGUUUCAAAGUCGAGUGGAUCUCAUGAUCAAAUGCAGCAAGGUGCGCCUGCAAAGCCAGGUGGACUUUAUGGCCUCCUUCCUGGGUUUCGAUUCCGUCGACCUAUCCAGAAUGAAACCUCCGAGCGCACCCGAAAUGCUCCAUCACCAUUACCCCUACCUCCGCAAUACGACGUGAUUGACAUUCGGCGCCCAGCGGCGAUUGUACCGUCACAAGUGAACAGAAAUAUUCCUGCCGCACCCCGUCAAAUCCUUCCUCGGCAAGUGGAAGUGGCUACCCAGAUGCAAAUGAAAGCAUCGGUAAACCAGCAAAGGGCAGGAGCAACUGGUGGUCCUCUUCCUUCUGCUAGUCCGCUCUCCUCGUUCCCGACGCCGACACCGCUGGGACCACCGCGUUCUUUAGCUCCGAGAGGAACAUCAAAGUCGCCUCUGGGACAUGUUAUUGUCGAGGGUGUCGACGAGAAACCCCUUGAGAAUGUAUCAACCAUUUCCAAGGACGACAGGCUCCAGGUGGAACACCGAAAAAGCCAAGAUAGUGCGGUAUUAUUUGGUUCUGACAUUCUUAUUCGUACAAAGGACCAGAUUCGCCACUUGUCGCAUACCGGGAGCAGUAAUGCGGCAAGCGCUGGUCAUGGAAGUGAAGACACGACCUCUGACGAAGCCAGGAGAGCUAUGCGCACGAGUCAUAGUUUCGAAAUCAAAAUUCGUCCGAGCUCGCGGCCGAGUACGGGUGCCAGCGAGUCUGCUCGUCCACGCACACUGGAGAGUAUGCACUCCACCGUUGCUUCCGAUAGGAUUCAGUCGAUGGAAAAUAAUACAGAUGGGCGGCCUAUAUCCAUACCAGGACGCAAGUUCCCCUCGACGCUCCGUAUCUCCGCCAUUGGAGGCGGUCGUGGUCGAUCGAGUACAUGGGGGAGUACGAUGAGCGGAGGGGCGGAAAAGGGUGGACCAGGAACUUCGACACUUGCAUAUUUGGAAAUUCCUCACGGCAGUUCGGAGAUUGAGGCGACGUCUACAAGUGUGCCCCGAAGACCGCGCUCAUCUAGCGAAAUUGAGGAGAUGGUUACCCGAGCACCGAAUGAAAGGGGACUACAUACAUCGGAAGCCAAUAUGGCACACCUCCGGGCCGACGACAAACCCACGACGAGCGGCGGUAGGGAGAGGACAUCACGUCCAGCUAGCCUAUCCUCUAGAUUCCGCGCUACUCCACUUUCUGGUAUUCCACCCCUCCCUCGUCGUCCUUCUGCAGAGUCGAAUAAGAGUGACCUCGUGCGCCCGGACGCUGGUAAAGACAGUGAACCUCAGUCGUCGCCAUGA
This is a messenger RNA of Serendipita indica DSM 11827, 4323 nucleotides long. Lineage: Eukaryota; Fungi; Basidiomycota; Agaricomycetes; Sebacinales; Serendipitaceae. The record is from the annotation of a GenBank genome assembly.